GCCACUGGGCAUGCGCAGAAAAAGGUGCAACAGUGGCAGGAGGAAAGCAACAACAUUCAUUGGAAGAAGGGUGGAACUUAUGGCAGCGCGAGGCGACCCCAGAUCUGACUGAUUUAGUUCACUUCUGAGCCUUUAUUCAAUUCCGCUUGAUCUGUAAAUGGUGUCGAGCCCAUGAACCUGGCCAGUCAUAGCGGAGAGGCCGGCUGUAGCCAGCUGCUCUUCGCCAACUUUAAUCAGGAUAACACAUCCUUGGCAGUUGGUACGAAGUCUGGGUACAAGUUUUUCUCCUUGUCAUCCGUGGACAAAUUGGAACAGAUAUAUGAAUGUACUGACACAGAAGAUGUGUGCAUCGUGGAGAGACUGUUCUCCAGCAGCCUUGUCGCAAUUGUCAGCCUUAAGGCACCUAGGAAGCUGAAGGUCUGUCAUUUCAAGAAGGGGACAGAGAUAUGCAACUACAGUUACUCAAACACUAUACUGGCUGUGAAACUAAACAGACAGAGAUUGAUAGUGUGUUUAGAAGAGUCACUCUAUAUCCACAAUAUUAGGGAUAUGAAAGUACUACAUACCAUUCGGGAGACUCCUCCUAAUCCUUCAGGACUCUGUGCCCUGUCAAUCAGUAAUGAUAACUGCUACUUGGCCUAUCCAGGAAGUGCAACAAUUGGGGAGGUACAAGUUUUUGACACGGUCAACCUGAGGGCAGCAAACAUGAUCCCUGCCCACGAUAGUCCACUAGCAGCUCUGGCAUUUGAUGCAAGUGGAACUAAAUUGGCAACCGCCUCUGAGAAGGGCACUGUAAUCCGGGUGUUCUCUAUUCCAGAGGGCCAAAAGCUGUUUGAGUUUAGGAGGGGAGUAAAAAGAUGUGUAAGCAUCUGUUCCCUCGCCUUCAGUAUGGAGGGACUCUAUCUUUCUGCCUCAAGCAACACUGAGACGGUUCAUAUUUUUAAGCUGGAGACGCAGCGAGAGAAGCCUCAAGAGGAACCCACUACUUGGACGGGAUACUUUGGGAAAGUAUUGAUGGCCUCCACAACAUAUCUGCCUGCUCAUGUGACGGAGAUGUUCACUCAAGGAAGGGCAUUCGCCACAGUCCGAUUGCCCUUUUCAGGUCACAAGAACAUCUGCUCUUUGGCUGUAAUCCAAAAGAUCCCACGCCUUCUUGUGGCUGCAGCAGAUGGUUAUCUUUACCUGUACAAUCUGGACCCACAGGAAGGAGGAGAGUGCACGCUAAUGAAACAACAUAAGUUAGAUGGAAGUACAGAGCCAGCAAAUGAAAUACUUGAACAGACAGCACAUGACCGGCCAUUUGUGGCACAGACCCACAGUGCUGGUGUUGCCAAAGGUUACAGUGAGGAUCAGGGGGCGGUAGGGGGUGCUGGCGUGGAGGAUGACAUGAACACUCUGCACCUGGACGACGAGAAUGAGCAGCCUCCCUUAAUCCUGGAAACAGAAUGAGCCUCUGCUAGUCACGCCCUGGCCAGAAGAUGGAGUCGACUGAGUGACAUUGCCAAGGGGGGGCUAUCCUCCUCUUGAGCGCUGCUAUGGACAUGUGUGACCUGAUACAGAAGGGAUUAAAAGAGAGAGAAUUUUAAAGCAAGCCUAGCUGUAGCCUUACUCUGUCUUGUUGCGUAUAGAUGUUUUCCUACCCCCACCCACCCUUGUGGCUUUAUAGAAUCUGGUGAAUUUUUUUUUAAUGCCCAGACAUGUCCUUAAUCAGACCAAAAUAUCCGAGCUGCAGGUGUCACGUCUUUUAGCUUUGCAUGUACAUGUGCCAAGAAUAGACAUUCUAGAAAACCUUUGCUUUCGUGUUGUUGGUUCUGAAGUGUUUGCUGGCCAUUUCUCUUUUUCCAAUGUGAUUGAAAGCUAGCUGGCUUGCGUUGCCUGCUACAUCACAUGACUGCAAUGUCUGCAUUGUGGAGUCCCAUUUAAAUAAUCAACAUUUGUGGCUGUGCCGUGACACCAAGCUGUGAAUUGUGUCCUGUAAUAACAAUGUAUAUGACAUGUUUAUAUGGCAGCCUGGUUAUAAUUACUGUUUAAAAUGACAUUAAUGGCAUAAACAGUGUUUAUAAGAGGCUUAUAACAUUACCUGGAUGUUUGUUUUUAGUUUUUCCUGAGUUAGUGCAUCUGUAAGCACAGAUGCUUUAGAAUACUCUCUUUUAAAGAAUCCCAAGCCACGUUCUGGACUAUUUGGUUGACCUAUUUAGCGCACAUUUUUGGCUUUUGAAUUACCCUCAGUGUCUUCCUGUGGCCUGAGUUGAUAAUUGGAUAAUUUUAUUAUUUCAAGUUCCAAACACUUCUGUAACCUCAGCAGAAGGAAUGGCUUAAAGAAGGCAAUUAAUGUACUGAUUUGGAAAAUAAUUAGUCUGAGGUUUCAAUGGGCAAUCAGUUGCCAUCUUGUUUCUAGAUACAUUUUAUUUAGCUCAAGUCAUGUCCUGUCUCUUCGCUUUUGCUCUCUAAACCAACAGCGAUGAUAGCUCAUGAAAUAACGGGGCAUCGUUUUAGGUGAGUUCUAUCUUGAGGUCAAAAAAACAUUGAAAGUCUAAUGUUUUGAAAAAGGGAAAACCACAAUAUAUAUUUCUAAAAGACAUCUGCAUUCUCUGUCUUGUGACAGUGAAAUGUAAAAUGUUGUAAGCAAGAUGGCGUGAGCUUACAAAAGGCAUAUGUUCCCACAGACAUCCCUGUGGACCACAGUCUGUUAAACAAACAUGGCUGGAGCCCAGGUCACAUGGUCUGGCUGUUUAAUCAGAACAGGUCAAAUAUAAAGUGUGAUAUCCAGGGUUCCUGAGUUCUUGUGAGAAAAUAGAGGACCAGGGCUUAAGAACGUGAUUACCAAUUAUUCACAGUACCGCUAGCCAGCGUGCCCAACUAAGCACACUUUUUUUUUUUUUUUUUAAGCAUGAUUGUUUCUUCAGCACGUUUUGAUGUUGCUUGUCAGCAUCAUUACUCAAUCGACUUGUGUUUUCAUCAGCCGAUGAACUCUAAUGCCCCAAGGCCUCUUUAAUGUUUUCUAAUGAUUUUUGUAUAAAAUGCAAAUUGUUCCAUAUAUAAAGAUUAAAUAAAUCCUCUGUUG
This is a messenger RNA of Xyrauchen texanus (razorback sucker), 3064 nucleotides long. Its product is annotated as WD repeat domain phosphoinositide-interacting protein 2-like. The coding region runs from base 172 to 1449 and encodes 425 amino acids. Gene Ontology annotation, biological process: protein lipidation; nucleophagy; protein localization to phagophore assembly site. The transcript has 12 exons. Gene Ontology annotation, cellular component: extrinsic component of membrane; cytosol; phagophore assembly site membrane. Lineage: Eukaryota; Metazoa; Chordata; Actinopteri; Cypriniformes; Catostomidae. The record is from RefSeq and is a predicted model, not a curated record. Gene Ontology annotation, molecular function: phosphatidylinositol-3-phosphate binding; phosphatidylinositol-3,5-bisphosphate binding; protein binding.